GAAAGCAUAAAAGCAAUUCAAAAUUUAAAAGGGUCCAAAAUGUUAAUGGAGGGGUAAAAACCUAAAAAGUGUGACUGCAUAGAGUAAACAGAACCAUGGUUGCCUAUGGGCUCGAGGCCCAGCUAAGAAAAGGAAAAGAAAGAGGAAAGGGGGGGGGGNGCCAGGAUAAGAAACAAGGGUGCUAAAACUCUUUGUUAGAGUUUUCAGAAGUGUUAAUGGGCUUAAGGCCCAACAAAAACGCAGCAGCAUGUGAAUGAAAGUUGGGGGUGUGAACGUGAGAAAAUGGGGUGCGAAUUAGAAAGGAGUUUUUUUCCUUGUGUUGCCUGACGCUGGCCCAGGGCCCUCUUUCUGCUUUCUAACCUAGAGUUCCUUAGGGGUUGUGCUUCCUGCAUCUCAUUUCAAUACUUUCACUCAAAGCCAAGAGACCCAGGGUCUCUUCUCCGAGCAAGCAAACCAGGUCUGCAUCCCCUGCGCGUGCCGCUGGCUCCUCGGACCAGCCACCAUGUCGGCCUUCCCGCUCCGACCAAGGCGUCGUCGGCGGCCAAACGUUGCCGGAGCUGCCGCCAGCCGUGACGCAAAAUCCCUCUUUUCCUUUCCUCACGCGAGAACAGGGGAGUGUCGUAUUUCUCUCCUUCAACUGACCACCACCGAGAUCCUCCGCCGUCGCGAGCCGCCGUCACAACAACCCUUCGUCGGACCACCACCGCGAGCAACCACCGUGUCUUCGGAAGCCAAUGCGGACUCCAGCCGCACAGCCACGACCAUCACCUCGGAAAGGAGGAAUCAGAGGAGCUUAAGUAGAUUUGAUUUGUUGGUUCUGUUUGGUACAGGGGAAAGAUGGUUUCCGAUUGAGGGUAGCUACAGCNCAUACUGCUGCCUAGAUGGAGGGGAAACUGUCGAUUGCUAGAUGCGCAAAAACCACUUCUAUUCUUUUUGUCUUUUGCAUAAGAGCUGAUACGAAAAUGUAUCAGUUUUUGCUUCUGUUUGCAUUUUGUUAUGUGUUUUCUGGGUGGAAGGAAAUGGACAUUGAAGUCACGAUGGGUGUAUUUUGAUUAACAGAUGAAGUCACAGAA
Molecule: messenger RNA, 1073 nt
Organism: Vigna radiata var. radiata (mung bean)
Lineage: Eukaryota; Viridiplantae; Streptophyta; Magnoliopsida; Fabales; Fabaceae
Exons: 2
Coding region: 503-907 (134 amino acids)
Source: RefSeq, a predicted model, not a curated record